GAUAUACCUGUAGCCAAAUACUCCUACUAUUUCUCUCUAAACCUCUAACCUAGACAUUAUGUCGGUUGCUGUCGCCUGAGCUAGCUCGAUAAAGAGUUCUACCGUCGCUUCUUCCUUCUCCGCUGCACUUCCGUCGCCACUUCUCUUCUCAGGAAAUUUUUGUCGAGUUCAAAUUAUUACUUGUAGGAACAAUGCUUAUUGUGGAAUGUAAUUUUUGAGGACUUUUUGUGUGAAAUGGAUUCACCUGAUCGUAAUCGGAGUUAUGUGAAACGAGAUAAUGAGGAUAGUUCAGAUGUGAGGGGGGAUAGGAUAAGAGAUGAUGAUGAAUGGGAGAGUACUGAAAAGAGGAAGCACCGGUCAGGAAGGUCUAGGAAGCUUAGCAAUGGAGAAGAUGCUGAUGCAAUAGAUGGCAGUGGAAGAAGAAGAAGUUCUGGCGGGGAUAGGAGUGAUAGUCGUAAGAGGUCAGGUGGUGGCUCGAGUAGGGUUGGUAGUGAUGAUGAUGAUUAUGAAACAAGGAAAGAUCUGCGCUCAAAACAAUUGAAGAGAAAACAAGAGGAAAGUAGCUUGGAAAAGUUGAGCAGUUGGUACCAGGAUGGAGACCUAGAGACCAAGCAGGGUGGUGAGAAGUCCGGAUGUAAAGGACAUAGUCGUCCCGAUGAGAGCGAGAGAAGGAAAAUAACAUCAAAGAUAGCAGAACACGAGGGUUCCAGUAUUGGAAGUAAAAACAAAGAAGAAAGAUUCCAUGAUGGGGAACAAGAAAAAGCACAAGAUAGGGAAUCUAAGCAUUCAGACAGGAGAGAGAGCAGCCGUGAGAAGGUUCAUGGUUCCACAGAGUCGGGAAGAAUUUCCAGGAGGAGGUGGGAUGACUCAGAUGCUGGCAAGAGAUCUGAAGAAGUUCAUCAUGAAAAGGCUGAUCUAAGAAGCGGAAAGGGUUCUGAUUCCAGGCAUGAGAGUUUGAAAGAGAAAAGUGUUUCUGCUAGAAAUGAACCUAAUGAUAGUAAAACCAAGGGCUUAGAUCCAUCGAAUGAGACGGGUGUUAAAUCGAACAACAAAGAAGAUAGAAGAGGUGAUGGUGAGAGGAACAAGAGCAAAAACAGAUCAGAAGUUGCAGAGGAAGAAGAUAAGAGCCCUGCCACUCGUGAAGACAGAUCAACCCGUGAGAAAAAUGAGAAGGCUAAACAACAGAGGACUCCCAUCAGUAGGGAUGCUGGUGAAGUGCGUGAAAGAUCUUCAAUUGCAGAUGAAGAUGGAAAUACUGGGGGAAGGGAUAAAAGUGCCAAAGAAGUUGGCCGCUCUAAUAGGUCCAAGACCCCAGAAAAGAGUGUAAGGCGACACCCAGAAUCACAACACUCUGAACUGGAGUAUGAAAGAAGCUCAGACAACAGGAGGAAGGACUUCGAAAAGGAUGGCCAUAAGGAUGAUAGAACGAAGGGCAGGGAUGAUUUUUGGGGCGACAGGAGUAGAGAUCGGGAAAGUUCUAAAGAUAGCUGGAAAAGAAGACAAUCUACUAGCAAUGAUAGAGAAGCAAAAGAUGGAGACGUUGCUUAUGAUCGCGGCAGAGAUUGGGAGCCUAGACAUGCUCGUGAGAGGAAUGACAAUGAAAGGCCACAUGGACGAACCAGGGGUGAAGCUGUUAAAACAUCAUCAAAUUUUGGAAUUUCAAAUGAGAAUUAUGACGUUAUAGAGAUACAAACCAAGCCUCUUGAUUUUGGUCGACCUGAGUCUGCAUCCAACUUUGCCAGGAGAAGUGAGCAUGGUCAGCAAUCUGAUGGUAAAUCAGGGUCAAAUGCUGAAGAGUGGGCUCAUAUGCGAGAUGAAAGGGUAAGGCGACUUGAUAUACAGGGUUCUAGUGAGGAUACAAAGGAAAGAUUUAAUGAUGAUAGCGUGUCAUGGAGGGAUGAAAUGGACUACCAGGCAGGAAAAGGAAGAGGACAGAGAGGGGCCAUGUCGGGUCGUGGUGCCGGUGGACAAAGCUCCAGUGGUGGGUCACAGACACCUUACGGUAAUCAGGAUUCAGGAUCUUUUUCCAGAAAUUCUCAACAAGGAGUAAAAGGGAGUAGGAUUGGAAGGGGAGGAAGGGGUAGGCCUGCUGGCAGAGACAACCAACAGGUCCCAUUACCCUUAAUGGGUUCACCUUUUGGGCCUAUCGGAAUUCCACCACCUGGUCCAAUGCAGCCACUUGGCCCCAGUAUGUCACCAGCUCCAGGCCCUCUAAUGACACCAGGUGUCAUUUUUCCGCCAUUUUCUUCACCAGUGAUUUGGCCUGGUGCUCGAGGUGUGGAGAUGAACAUGCUAGGGAUGCCACCGGCUCUAUCUCCUGUUCCUCCCGGACCAUCAGCCCCAAGAUUUCCUCCUAGCAUGGGGAAUCCCUCAAAUCCGGCUAUGUUUUUUAAUCAGGCAGGUUCUGGAAGGGGAAUGCCUCCAAAUAUGUCUGGUCCUAGUUUUAAUCCUGCAGGACUAGUAGGAAGAGGAACAACUUCUGAUAAGACUUCAGGGGGCUGGAUUCCUCCUAGAAAUAGUGGACCUCCUGGUAAAGCACCUUCAAGAGGAGAGCAGAAUGAUUAUUCGCAAAAUUUUGUAGAUACUGGUAUGCGGCCCCAGAAUUUUAUCAGGGAGCUGGAGCUUACAAAUGUUGUAGAGGACUACCCCAAGCUUAGGGAGCUUAUACAGAAAAAGGAUGAGAUUGUGACUAAAUCUGCCUCUGCUCCUAUGUACUUGAAAGGCGACUUGCGUGAGUUUGAGUUGUCGCCUGAGCUCCUUGGAACCAAGUUUGAUGUGAUUCUGGUGGACCCUCCUUGGGAGGAAUAUGUUCACCGAGCUCCUGGUGUUGCUGACCACAUGGAGUAUUGGACAUUUGAAGAAAUACUAAAUCUUAAGAUUGAGGCUAUAGCAGAUACACCUUCAUUUAUCUUUCUCUGGGUAGGUGAUGGUGUGGGACUUGAGCAGGGUCGCCAAUGUUUAAAGAAGUGGGGAUUCCGGAGAUGCGAGGAUAUUUGUUGGGUGAAAACCAAUAAAAGUAAUGCAACUCCAGGGCUGCGGCAUGAUUCUCAUACUCUUUUUCAACAUUCAAAGGAACACUGCUUGAUGGGUAUAAAAGGAACAGUUCGCCGGAGCACUGAUGGUCACAUUAUACAUGCUAAUAUUGAUACUGACGUGAUUAUUGCCGAAGAACCUCCUUAUGGUUCAACUCAAAAGCCUGAAGAUAUGUAUCGGAUAAUUGAGCAUUUCUCCCUUGGUCGUAGAAGGCUUGAGCUUUUUGGUGAAGACCAUAAUAUUCGAGCCGGUUGGUUGACAGUUGGUAAAGAACUUUCCUCUUCAAAUUUCAAUGCUGAGGCAUAUGUUAAAGGUUUUGCUGACAAGGACGGAAAAGUUUGGCAAGGAGGCGGCGGCCGAAAUCCCCCGCCCGAGGCACCUCAUCUCGUCAUUACAACCCCAGAAAUAGAGGCUCUACGGCCAAAAUCACCGAUGAAGAACCAACAGCAGCAACAGUCAGCAUCCAUCUCUCUAACAACAGCCUCUUCUUCCAACAGAAGGACUGCUGGAAAUUCUCCUCAGAAUCCAAACACUAUGAGUGUAGCUUUAAACCAAGAGGCUUCCAGCUCGAACCCUUCGACUCCUGCUCCUUGGGCUCCGCCAAUGGAGGGUAUAAGAGGACGAGAAGGUGGAAAUAUGCCGGCAGAGGACAAAGUUUUUGAUAUGUAUGGGUAUGGCGGACCGGCUAAUGGCGACUAUUUAGAUUUUGAGUCACAUAGGGCCAUGAAUUUGUUGUAGCAAACAACCGUAUCAUAUAAUCUUAUUGUUCCAUUACCUGUUUUAGUUUUUCCUUCGAUUAGUAUUUGAAUGGAAAUAAAAUGUCGUUUCUAUCUC
Mercurialis annua (annual mercury) is the source of this 3867-nucleotide messenger RNA. RefSeq names its product N6-adenosine-methyltransferase non-catalytic subunit MTB. Gene Ontology annotation, cellular component: nucleus; RNA N6-methyladenosine methyltransferase complex. The coding region runs from base 235 to 3771 and encodes 1178 amino acids. Gene Ontology annotation, molecular function: mRNA binding; methyltransferase activity. The record is from RefSeq and is a predicted model, not a curated record. NCBI's taxonomy places the organism in Eukaryota, Viridiplantae, Streptophyta, Magnoliopsida, Malpighiales, Euphorbiaceae. The transcript has 7 exons.